Messenger RNA from Solanum stenotomum, 1394 nucleotides. RefSeq lists its product as uncharacterized. NCBI's taxonomy places the organism in Eukaryota, Viridiplantae, Streptophyta, Magnoliopsida, Solanales, Solanaceae. Gene Ontology annotation, cellular component: cytoplasm. The transcript has 3 exons. The coding region runs from base 349 to 1386 and encodes 345 amino acids. The record is from RefSeq and is a predicted model, not a curated record.
AAACUAUAGUUUCUCAUAAACACUCUGUGAGAGAUCUAAACAUUCAUCACUCUCAAAGUCUCAGCAAACUUCUUUUCAAUUUUUUUUAUGAUUUUCUCUGUAAUAGACAGUAAACAUGUAAAGCUGACUUUUUUCGGAUCUGAUCGACUCUUUUGAAAAUUGCACUUCAAUUUCUCUGCCGAGUGAGUUUCGUUCCCUAAUUUUUAUCUGUUAGAUUCAAUUGGAUGUUUAUUGAGAAUCUCAAUUUGCUUGCAUUUUGUUAGAAUGAUAAUUUCAUGGUUCCACUGAUUUAUUGACCCAAUUUUUUUAUCUGGGUAUGUUUGAAUUAUCUCCCUUCAUCAAACCCAUAUGAAGAAAAACUAUUCAUUUGGGUCUGGUAGUCCUAAAUCUUUCCAGGCCUAUUCAAGGGGCGAUUUUGAUUUGGAAUCAGGUACUGUUAAAAGAUCAAGAAAGGCGAAAAAAUCGGAUUUUUACCCUGUCAAGAUGUUUAAAUCAUUAGGAAAACGAAUUCAUAGUUAUUACAAGCUUCACCCAGCUAGGCUGUUUAUGAUAUCUUUGUCAAUUGGGGUCAUUAUUCUCAUUGUAUUGUCUGUUUCUGAGAGGCGGUUUCGGAUGAUGGGUAAUUAUGCAAAAUUUGAUGUGGGUGUUGAUGCAUAUCCAUUUUCCAAGUUUAGGAAUCUUGUAAUGGUUGCUGGACAUUCAGUUUAUACUAGUAGUAGUUGUGAGAAAGUUGAUAAGGAGGAUUCUUGGUUUUUAGAGUCUUAUCAAAAGCACCCUGGUCAAGCUGCAACUUUUGUUGAUCAUAUACGAAAAGGGGUUGAAAUUACAGCAGAUGACGAUGAUGCAUUACUCCUGUUUAGUGGUGGUGAGACGAGGAAAGAUGCUGGACCAAGAAGUGAAGCUCAAAGUUACUGGACUGUUGCUGAAACUAAAGGGUGGUUUGGCAAACAAGAAAAUGUAAGAGGGAGGGCACUCACCGAGGAGCAUGCUAGGGACAGUUUUGAGAAUCUUCUCUUUAGUGUUUGUCGGUUCAGGGAGCUUACUGGCACAUAUCCACAUAAUAUAACUGUUGUAGGCUAUGACUUCAAGGAGAAGAGAUUUAAGCAUCUACAUCGGUCUGCAAUUGGAUUUCCAGAAACAAGUUUCUUUUACUCAGGGACAUCAUCUUCACAAACAUCGAGAGACGCAGCUUUAAAAGGAGAAGCACUGGUGAGAACGCAGUUUAAAGAAGAUCCUUACGGAUGUAAAGGCUCUCUUCGUCGCAAGAAGCUUGGUCGUGAUCCUUUUCAUCGAUCAAUCCCUUAUCCUAAUGGAUGUCCUGAAAUUGAAGGUUUGUUCAGAUAUUGUGGAACAGCUCCAUAUCCAGGUUCCCUACCUUGGGCCUAGUAGAAUUU